AUGUCAGGAAGCCAGGCCACUCUUUUACUGAGAAAGCAAUUAAAAGAACUGUGUAAGAAUCCAGUGGAUGGUUUCUCAGCAGGGCUUGUGGAUGAUUCAAAUCUUUUUGAAUGGAAUGUAGCAAUAAUUGGCCCACCAGGUACCUUGUAUGAAGGAGGAUGUUUUAAUGCCCUCAUGAGUUUUCCACCCAACUACCCAAACAGUCCUCCAUCAGUGACGUUUACAUCAGAAAUGUGGCAUCCCAAUGUUUAUCCGGAUGGACGUGUUUGCAUUUCUAUUCUUCAUCCACCUGGAGAUGAUCCAAAUGGUUACGAGCAUGCCACUGAAAGAUGGUCACCUGUGCACACCGUGGAAACCAUUAUGUUGAGUAUUAUAUCAAUGCUAUCUUCUCCUAAUGAUGAAUCACCUGCAAACGUUGAUGCAGCCAAAGAGUGGCGAGAUCAAAGAGAUGAAUUCAAAAAGAAAGUUGGCAAGAUUGUCUGGCGGUCCCAAGAAAUGUUCUGA
This is a messenger RNA of Cryptomeria japonica (Japanese cedar), 504 nucleotides long. Its product is annotated as ubiquitin-conjugating enzyme E2 7-like. The transcript has a single exon. Gene Ontology annotation, biological process: ubiquitin-dependent protein catabolic process; protein polyubiquitination. The record is from RefSeq and is a predicted model, not a curated record. NCBI's taxonomy places the organism in Eukaryota, Viridiplantae, Streptophyta, Pinopsida, Cupressales, Cupressaceae. The coding region runs from base 1 to 504 and encodes 167 amino acids. Gene Ontology annotation, molecular function: ubiquitin conjugating enzyme activity.